Ananas comosus (pineapple) is the source of this 2031-nucleotide messenger RNA. RefSeq names its product preprotein translocase subunit SECY, chloroplastic. Gene Ontology annotation, cellular component: chloroplast thylakoid membrane. Gene Ontology annotation, molecular function: signal sequence receptor activity; transmembrane protein transporter activity. NCBI's taxonomy places the organism in Eukaryota, Viridiplantae, Streptophyta, Magnoliopsida, Poales, Bromeliaceae. The record is from RefSeq and is a predicted model, not a curated record. The transcript has 8 exons. Gene Ontology annotation, biological process: SRP-dependent cotranslational protein targeting to membrane, translocation. Bases 49 to 1737 code for a protein of 562 amino acids.
AAGAACCCUAUCGAGCCCUUUCGAAGCAUCAGGGUUUAUGCGGCCACCAUGCUCUUAUCCGUGCGACCGCCUCCUCCCUCUUCUUCCUCCUCUUCGCCCUCGUCCUCUUCUCCUCCUCUUCCCCGAGCCCCCUUAUCCUUCUCGAACCGGUCGAACCGGUUCACCCGGUCCGGUUCACCCUCCUCCUCGGUUCGGAUACAACGCUGCAACAAAGGGCUCCAUUGGAGAGCUCUCCUUCGAAUCCCCUCCUCCAAUGGAGGCAAUAGUGGAAGCUGCACUCAGCAGACCAUCGGCUCCGACUUCGACCCUUUGGGUAUUAACGAGAUCUCUUUCGGUUUUGGUGCGUCAUUGAGAAGUGUCGUCGACUUCGUUUGCCAAACAUUUGAGAGUACGUCGAGCUCGAGGAAAGAGAAGUCAUCCGUUAGUCGAGGAGCGGCAGCCGCAAUCGAGGACAGUUCUAUCGACAUUGGCGACUUCUUCAAAGGCCCGCUACCCGGAAAAUUCCUAAAGCUCUUAGGGUACUUGGCUUUAUCUCGACUCGGAGUGUACAUACCAUUAGGUGGAGUGAACAGGGAAGCUUUUGCUGGUAAUUUGGACCAGAACAGUCUGUUAAGCACUUUAGAUUCGUUUUCUGGCGGUGGCGUCGGUAGGCUCGGGAUCUGCUCCUUGGGUAUCGUUCCCUUUAUCAACGCCCAGAUCGUUUUUCAGCUUCUCGCGCAGGUUUAUCCGAAACUGCAAGAUCUUCAAAAGAGGGAGGGAGAGGCAGGAAGAAAGAAGGUUCUUCAAUAUACGAGAUACGCUUCGGUUGGUUUUGCUGUAGUCCAGGCUAUAGGGCAAGUUCUUUACCUUCGUCCCUAUGUUAACGACUUCAGCACGGAAUGGGUAGUGUCGUCUGUUACACUGUUGACACUUGGUUCGGUAUUUACGACUUUUCUUGGGGAAAGGAUAUCUGACCUGAAACUUGGAAACGGAACAUCCCUUCUGAUAUUUACGAGCAUUAUAUCCUAUUUGCCGGCAUCAUUUGGUCGAACAGUUGCACAGGCGUUUCAAGAGGGAAACUACAUCGGACUUGCGACGAUUGUCUUAUCAUUUUUUCUGUUAGUUCUUGGGAUUGUGUAUGUACAAGAAGCUGAAAGGAAAAUACCACUCAACUAUGCUUCAAGAUAUAGCAGCAGAAGCGGAGGGCUUCAGAGAUCUGCAUAUCUUCCAUUCAAGGUUAAUAGUUCUGGGGUGAUGCCUAUAAUAUUUUCUACAUCUUCGCUGGCUUUGCCCGGUACUCUGGCGCGCUUUACUGGUUUAUCUGCUCUUAAAAAUGCUGCAGUCGCUUUAAACCCAGGAGGUGCUUUAUAUCUUCCUACCAAUAUAUUGCUCAUAGCUUUUUUCAAUUACUACUACACCUUUCUCCAACUGGAUCCCGACGAUGUUAGUGAGCAAUUGAAGCGCCAAGGUGCUUCGAUUCCUCUUGUCCGACCCGGAAAAAGCACUGCUGCUUUUCUGAAAACAGUUCUUAGCCGGAUAUCGGUUCUGGGCUCUGCCUUUUUGGCCGUGCUCGCUGCAGGGCCGGCAGUGAUCGAACAAACCACGCACUUAACUGCAUUCCGGGGAUUCGCGGGCACAUCUGUUCUCAUCCUCGUCGGUUGCGCGACUGAUACAGCAAGAAAAGUGCAGGCGGAGAUAAUAUCUCAGAAAUACAAAAACAUCGAGUUCUACGACAUUAACCGGUACGGCCCGCCGUGAAUACACUCAGCGAGAUUCAUGUACUCUUUUCUCUUUUUUUUUUUGCUUGUUCAUACAUCGUGGCGCGAGACAGAAGAUAGAUCUUUCUUUGUUAUGUACUUUGAUCAUCUUGCUGGGAAGUGUAUGAAUCAGUUUGGAGAAAAAUUCAUUUGUCUUAGUAACAUUACCUUGAUGUAAAAUGGUGUAGUAUUGCCCACACUCGGAUUAGGGUUAAUUGCGUAUGUAUGUACCCCUACAUUAUAAUAUUGUAUAUUCAUUUUUGUAAAGUGUGAAUUAUCGAAUAUAUUCCUCAAA